AUGGCGUCUGGAAUUAAUGUGGGAGAUUGGCGUGCAAUACUCGUCCUAGUGUUUUUCUUAUUCUCCAAUGCGGCGGUUAUCUUCCCGGUUCGCAUUCCGGUUCCACAUACAAUUCUAAGUAAGGCCCGAGCCGCCCUCGUAGCUCUUGGGAUCGUUACCCCUCGAACUGAACCUCUGAAGAGAGCUUUCUUUCCGCUGAACUUUAUCUCUGCACCACUGCUUUCUGUCCUCGUUUUACUGGCUUCUGGUGCUAUCAAUGGAGCUGUCGUACGCGACGGAAUCGUCGGCGCCAAUGGUGUCAAGCCACUCGAUAUCAUGGCUUUGUUCAUUUCUCUAGCAUACUUGUCCAUAUCACUGGAUGCUACAGGUCUCCUGCGCUUUCUGGCCUUCUGGGUUGUUCAGAAGGGGGGUUCCUCCGGGCGCAAACUGUUUACAUCCCUCUACGCUUUCUUUCUGGUCUGCGGUGUCAUCGUUGGAAAUGACCCAGUUAUUCUUUCUGGCACGGCAUUCUUGGCUUAUCUCACCAGGGUGUCUGGGAUUGUCAACCCAACCGCAUGGAUAUUUUCCCAAUUUGCGGCAGCCAAUAUGGCAUCAGUAGUUUUAGUAUCUUCGAACCCCACAAAUUUAGUAUUAUCGGGUGCAUUUUCGCUCUCCUUCACCACUUACACGGCCCACUGCAUUCUCCCGUUUCUCGGUGCCGCCAUCAGCGUUUAUCCCAUACUCAUUCUGGGGCUUUUCCGUUCUCGCGACCUGAUUCCCCGCUCAAUCAACUUGGAUCCGACGGUAGUCGACGACAUGGGAGAUACUCUCGUCGACAAGAAGGGAGCCAUUUUCGGUAGUGCUCUCCUUCUUGUCACGUUAAGCGUGCUUGUAGGCACAAGCACCAUCGGCGUUCCUGUCUGGGAAGUCACUGUCCCGCCUGCGGUUGUCAUGCUCUUGCGCGAUACCCACCACGAUUGGGCGAGGAGAAGCCGGAUUUUGCGUAAUGGAGUUCAGACGCCACAAGCUGUACAUGGAGGAACUGAUAGAACGAAAUUUGAUGGUCCGGUGAUACUACGAGGGGAAAUCGAGGUAGAGAAUCUUUCUGUUCCGUUUGUUUCGCGAUCAUAUUCAGUCCAGGAGGAGCAAGGGAGAGCACCGAUGACACUGUCUACAAUUGCAACGAAAUACACUCAUCGCUUCUCGACAACGUUCCCUACCGUCACGGCUGUUGCACGAAGACUUCCAAUCUCACUAUUGCCUUUUGCUUUUCUCAUGUUCAUCCUCGUGCAGGGCUUAUCGACACAAGGAUGGGUGGAGGUUUUAGCGCAGUGGUGGGCUGCAUGGGUUGACAAAAUUGGUGUCCUAGGUGCGAUUGGUGGUAUGGGUUUCAUCGCGUGUAUAUUCUGCAAUGUUUGCGGCACCAACAUCGGUGCUACUAUUCUCCUUGCGCGGGUUAUACAGGUGUGGAUCUCAGGCGGUACAGGCGAAUCACUUAAUCCUCGUUCGAGAGAGGGUGCCAUCUAUGCCCUCGCGCUAGGAUCAAACUAUGGGGCUAUCACGCUCACAUUCUCAGCCUCUCUCGCAGGGCUUCUUUGGCGUCGUAUCCUGCAACAAAAGGGCAUUCACGUCCGGCCAAUGCAAUUCCUCAGAAUCAAUUUCUUAAUCGCACUCACUGCAAUGCUCGUAUCCUCUGCAGUCCUCGUAGGCCAGGUGUACGUUAUAUAUAGAAACAAUUAA
Molecule: messenger RNA, 1719 nt
Organism: Fibroporia radiculosa
Lineage: Eukaryota; Fungi; Basidiomycota; Agaricomycetes; Polyporales; Fibroporiaceae
Exons: 7
Coding region: 1-1719 (572 amino acids)
Biological process (GO): transmembrane transport
Cellular component (GO): membrane
Source: RefSeq, a predicted model, not a curated record